AGCGCUUUGAUACUUUAGAAACACCAGCCGCUAUGUUUCUAAAUAUGCUGACAAAGCGACCGACUGAUGGCGAGUGUCUCGCGCUGCACGCAAGCCGCAUGGUUACAGAACUAACGACGAAAUGGCGUGAAAUGGAGAAAGAAGAAAUUGCUGUGUCCGUGACUCUCGCAUUGCUGGCAAGCUUUGAUAACCGUUUGCAGCGUUUAAGUUUCACAUCAAAUGUUCGAACCAGAAGCGAUCUACAGUCCGAAUUAAAAGCGUUCACAUUUAAUAAAAGGAAAAGUGGCUUUGUGGAGCAUCAAUCUGAAGUUUAUUCAAAACGACAAAAGCAAUCUUUGAUCGAGUGUCAUUUUUGUGGAAAAUUAGGCCACAAAAUGUUUGAGUGCAAACUCAAGAAACAACAACAUCACCUUGCUAAUGACAAAGAGCGACAUGUCAGACACGAUGAACAUCGACGUGAAAAAUCAAAUGUAACUUGCUACAAGUGUGGAGACUGGGGACACAUAUCUACCCAAUGCACAAAGAAGGAAGCUGAUAGGAACAAGACAUUCAGCGUUGCAGUACCUAAGGGAUGCAUGAACCACAGAGGUCACAUUUUUGAAGUCACCUUUGAUUCCGGAGCUGAAUGCUCACUGAUAAAAGAAAAGCUAAGUGCUAAGUAAGUUUUCUGGUAAACGAUUAAAUAAUAUUGUUAUGUUAAAAGGCCUAGGCAGUAAUGGAAUAUGUAGUACUGUACAAGUUUUAAGUAACGUUAAGAUUAAUGUCAAUUUUAUUGAGAUUUUGUUUCAUGUAGUAGGCGAUGAUCACAUGCAAAACGAUAUCAUCAUUGGGCGUGAAAUACUUAAGCAGGGUUUUGAUAUUGUCAUUUCAUCCAACAAAUUUACAAUUUCAAGAGCCAAAAUAAUUAAUUUGUGUACCGGUUCUGAGCCAGCCGAUAUUUAUACCGAACUUGACGAAGAAAAUAAAAUAAAACUUAAUUCAUUGUUAGCAAAGUACUCAGAUUGUUUUACAAAAGGCAAUCCAUGUACUAAGGUUAAAGUUGGCGAAAUGAAAAUUAGAUUGUUGAUUGAUUGUUGAUCCAAGAAAAACAGUUCAAAGAAGGCCAUACCGAUUAAGUCCAUGCGAGCGAGAUUUAGUUCGAGAGAAAAUUGAGGAGCUGUUGAGGUGUAAUAUAAUUAGACCUAGCUGUUCACCUUAUGCAAGCCCUAUAUUGUUGGUAAAGAAG
Messenger RNA from Drosophila suzukii, 1225 nucleotides. Lineage: Eukaryota; Metazoa; Arthropoda; Insecta; Diptera; Drosophilidae. The record is from RefSeq and is a predicted model, not a curated record.